UUUAAUUACAUGAAUGACAAAAAACGCGAGAAAUAUGUUGUUAUCAUUUGCCACUUUGGUACAGUAAAUCUUUACAAGGGAAAGCGUGGAGUGGCCAACAGUUUUGAUCUAAGUAGGCUUUUUAUUGAUAACGCUGACAUUGAAGAAAUUUCUUCUUUCAGAGAGAGGUAUGUUGCCAAAGUUUCAUCUUCUUCCUCAUCGAAUGACAAUGGUGGUUCUUAUCUUAUUUCAACGGUGGAAGAUGAGUUCCUCAAUAAAGGAGAUUUCAUGCUCAUUGGUUUACUUGGAACAGUAUUAGAGAAAAAGAAGGUGUUGGUUAUUGGCACAGUCACGGCCAUAUGUACGGAUAAGCUUUGGUAUUACAAUGGUUGUAACCACUGCAAAUCACGUGUCGAGGAUAGAUUUGUAACCAAAGAGGGUGAUGACGGUUCAUGUGAUGCUGGUGAAACAAAGGGUUUGGUUUGCACCAACAACGAAUGUCAAGGAGUGGACAUUUAUGCAAUUCCGCGUUUCAAGAUACCUAUCAGGGUCCAAGAUUCAUCUGGUACUGUUUCAUUAACGCUGUUUGAUUAUGAAGCUUUCAAAAUAUUUAAGAAAUCUGCAAAAGACUUACUUGCUGUCCAAGAUCAGGUUGUUAAUUCCGGUGAGAUACCCAAUCCCUAUCCUGAGUUAUUUGACACGUUGGUUGGAAAGAAAUAUGCGUUUGUCAUAAAUAUUAGCGACUAUAACAUUGAAUAUCAAGUCGAGAAUUACGGUAUUGCAAUGGCAACAAACGAUGAUGAUAUUAUUGCUGCUCUCUAUUCCAAAUUCAACAUUAACCAGCAUGAGCAGUCGGAAUCGUAUGGUGUUCCGUUGUCCGCCAAUCUGUCUAAUGCUUGUGAGGUUACUAAGGAUGAUGCUUCAUUCACCGGUGACAAUGUUACGCCUAUCUCCAAUGUAGAUGGAAGCAGUAAGAAGGCGUCUUCUUGUGAAGUAAAACGCAAUCUAGGUGAAGUUUAUGAAGUAGAUGAUGCAUUACGUUGUUCUUCUACAAAGCGCCGCAUGAGUGAUGAGAUUGUCGAAGAUGAAGUUGUUGGUCUUUCUAAGACAUUGAUUCCGAAGACUGAGAAAUAAUUUCCUACAUUUUUAUAAACAAUAUUUGUGUUUGGUUUUUAUUAUGGUUUGUGUUUGAACACGUGGUUUUGCGUUUAUUAUGGAUUUUGAAUUGUUUGAUUUUAUAUGUGGGAUAAUCCUUGAAUGGUUUUUUAUUUGAUUUGAUUGUCGUAUUUUCUUUCAAAUCAUUGUUUUUGUUUUCUUA
Molecule: messenger RNA, 1297 nt
Organism: Helianthus annuus (common sunflower)
Lineage: Eukaryota; Viridiplantae; Streptophyta; Magnoliopsida; Asterales; Asteraceae
Exons: 8
Coding region: 10-1113 (367 amino acids)
Source: RefSeq, a predicted model, not a curated record